AUGCCGCCAUCAAAUAAGUAUCCUUCUAAACCUCGAGCCGUAGAGGGUUUCCUGCCCGUCUCAGAAAGACAGGUAGGCGCCAGACAGGCAGCCGGCCUUAAAACCAAUGCCAAAGCCGAAUAUGACGAGUCAACUUACCUCAAGAAAGAAUGCUACGGUGUUUCCCUCAGGCGAUGCGCAGCAGCAAAUCCCGGCGAAUAUGAGAAAAGAGCAAAGGGUACCAGUUCUUGCGAGGACGGCAACCGCAAAGGGAUUGACUGA
This is a messenger RNA of Soboliphyme baturini, 261 nucleotides long. Lineage: Eukaryota; Metazoa; Nematoda; Enoplea; Dioctophymatida; Soboliphymatidae. The record is from the annotation of a GenBank genome assembly.